ACAAUCACAUGUUACCAUUGCUAGUGAUGCUACAAUGCAACAGAAGUGCCCUGAGUCGAAUGAGUUUUCAUUUAGUUAUGUUCAACGUAAUUGUCAGCAAUUUCUGAAUUUACCUGUUCGCCGGACUGUAUUAUCUGGGCCUACUAGUGUGCGAAUAUCUAAACUGGAAAACAUUCAUGAGACCGAAUACAAGAUUACAAGAUCUGUGACAAUUCAUGACAAUCUUAAGUGGAGUGUGGCCGUCCAUGAUAAAGGUGUGAAGGCUGAAUUUGUUCAAGUUCCUCAAACUAUCAGUGACAUUGGCAUCUUAAACUUGUUAGUCAAUUCAGUAGACAACAGUAAUGUGUGUUGUGGUAAUCAAGACCCACAUUUCAUCGAGAUGUUGAAAGAGAGAGCCGCUAGUAUUUCCAAAGACAAAUAUAAGUUUAAAAAAAGCUAUGAUCGUCUUGUUAAACGGCUCAUCGACCAAGAAGGUUUAGACAUUGAUCAACCACUCGACAAUGACUUGAAAUCCAUCAUGGUUGAUGAAUCAAAAAAAGUUGCAGACUCCUUUUCUGAAGGAAGUUUCCAACGCUUGUUCUUUGAGGAGCAAGUGAAAAAUUUGAGGUGCACAGACUCUCGCCAGAUGAGAUGGCAUCCUACCAUGAUUCGGUGGUGCCUUUCAUUAAAAUUUUCUUCAGGUGCAGCAUACGAAGCUCUUCGGAAUUCUGGAUUUGUCAGGUUGCCUAGCCGAAGAACACUAUCAGAUUACACCAAUUAUAUCAAACCCCAGUCUGGAAUCAACCAAAAUAUUCUGGAAGAAGUUAUUACUGACAGUAAAGUCGAGACACUUAAAGAACAUCAAAAGUUUGUUGUUUUACUCCAUGAUGAAGCAUAUGGAAAUUUUUUUGACUGUCUGAAUGUAAGAAACCUAGAUGAACACCAUUGCAAAAGAAAACCAAACUUGGCACCAUAUCAAGACCCAAAUGAUCCUCGAUUUGAGUUAAUCAAUUGCUACAGCCAACAUGAUUUGCUGAAACAGUGGGCUAAUACUCCGGUUAACCAUGCUCACAUUAAACCGAAAGCCAAUCAAGAACCAUCGUCCGAAUCGCACGGUCCUGUGUCUUCGACAUAUAGGCCUCUACACGAUACCGUGUGGGAUCGCAUAGGCUAA
This is a messenger RNA of Saccoglossus kowalevskii, 1153 nucleotides long. RefSeq lists its product as uncharacterized. NCBI's taxonomy places the organism in Eukaryota, Metazoa, Hemichordata, Enteropneusta, Harrimaniidae. The record is from RefSeq and is a predicted model, not a curated record.